AUGCUUCGGAGCAUUGAUUUGCAACAAACCGAUUGACGCAAAUGGCCUCCGCAAAAGACGCCAAAGGAAGACCGAAAAGCGUUCGCUCGCCCUCGCCGCCGGCAGACAAGGCCUGCGCGAAGGGUCAGAAGACCAAGGGCAAGGCAACGACCGAUGCCGAGCCGACGACCGAUGCGCCAACCACCGAUCAGGCCGAGCCGCGCGACGUCGUCGCGGACGUGGUGGCAACAGUCGAGACGGCUACGGACGCGGUGACGACAGUUGAGACGGCCAUCGACGAGACGGAGAUAGCUACCGACGUGACGCCAACCAAGGCCACCCCACAGAUAUUCAAGAAGCAAAUCGUGAAAGAAGCGCCUGUCGUGUGGUGCGACGAGAGCAUCUCAAAGCUCUUUGAGCUUCGGUACAAGUCGGAACUUGCGAAGAAGUUCAACUCGAGAAACAACAUGCAGAAGAACUACGCGGGUGAGUGUCUUGCUGCCGAGCUCAGUGUCCUCAUGGGGCGUACGUUCACGGUCAGGCAAAUCAACAACAAGUUUGCUCGCAUGCGAACUGCGUGGUCGACGUUCAAGCCGUCCAACCCAGCCGAAACCGGCAGCGACCCUAGACCAACGAACCCGCCGUCGCACUACGAUCUUAUGCUCGAGUACUGGUUGGAGAAGCCUGGCAUGCAGCGCGAGACAUUGGCCUCAACGGACGAUGUUCCCGACACGGGUAGCUCCGACGACGACGACGACGGCCAGAGUGUCGUCGUUCUGGAUGACGACUCUGACCAAGAAUCUGCCCCUGCGAGGAAGAAGCACAAGACACUCUCUGACAAGGGCAAGGCCAAUGAUCGCACGGGCACGAAAAAGCCAAUGGCUUUAGGAGAUGCCAUUGCAGUUGGCUUCUCCGAGUUGAAGGAAGGCCUUGUUGCGAUGAGUGAAGCCCUUGCUCGCCCGCAGAUCCAGCAAGCCGCCCCGCAAGGUGCUCCGCAAGGAACCGCGUCGAUAGACGACGUGUUACGCGCCAUCAAAACUCAGUCGGAUCUGAUGAUGCAAAUGAUCGCGGCCAUCGCUGCGAAGCAAUAAUCGAUGUUACAAGGUUAAUCGUUGAUUUGUCGCAUCACUACCGGAUCAUGUUGGCG
Molecule: messenger RNA, 1126 nt
Organism: Saprolegnia parasitica CBS 223.65
Lineage: Eukaryota; Oomycota; Saprolegniomycetes; Saprolegniales; Saprolegniaceae
Exons: 3
Coding region: 42-1070 (342 amino acids)
Source: RefSeq, a predicted model, not a curated record